CUUCUCGAAGAAUUUUAUGCCAUCGACACUAAAAUUGGUGUUAGAGAAAAGGAUAUUUUAUUAUAUAGCCAGUUGAAAAAAAUAUCAGUGUCUGCUGAACCCAACCAAUUAGAAAACAAUAUGACGACAGAUUUUUAUUACAAUUGUUUAUAUUCACUACAAAAGUUAUGCCUGAAAUUUAGUUUAAAAAAGAAUAAUUUUGAGGAGCUCUAUAUAUUUUUAAGCGCACUGAAAAAACUGACUGACUUAUGGAUAUAUGAUAAUGAUGAAGAUUAUGCAAUAAAUUAUGAAAGGAUUGUUGUGAAUCUUCCUACUUUAAAUAAGCUUGUUAUUAAAUCUCGAAGAGCGUUGCCAAUUUUAGACCUAAGCUGUUGGGGACUUAAUAAACUUUUUCAAAGCAAGCGGUAUGAAUUCGCUGAAGAAAUUAUUUUUGAAAGGGUAUCUUUAGUUGAUAGGGAAUACCAAGACUAUUGCACUGAAAGUCCAAUAGAAAGAUGUUGGGAAACUUUAAAAUCGCUUCAUUGCGAUGUGCCGUGGGGACCUAAUGAUGCUGAGAAUUCAGAUUUAUGGAUUAUGGGAAUGAAAAGUAAUUAUUUUAUUAGAAGUUCUUGAUAUUUAUGAAAGCAUACCUAAAUUUUCAUUAUGGA
Molecule: messenger RNA, 647 nt
Organism: Anoplophora glabripennis (Asian longhorned beetle)
Lineage: Eukaryota; Metazoa; Arthropoda; Insecta; Coleoptera; Cerambycidae
Exons: 5
Coding region: 121-612 (163 amino acids)
Source: RefSeq, a predicted model, not a curated record